This is a messenger RNA of Rosa rugosa (rugosa rose), 1952 nucleotides long. RefSeq names its product LEC14B protein. Gene Ontology annotation, molecular function: protein binding. The record is from RefSeq and is a predicted model, not a curated record. Lineage: Eukaryota; Viridiplantae; Streptophyta; Magnoliopsida; Rosales; Rosaceae. Bases 248 to 1732 code for a protein of 494 amino acids. Gene Ontology annotation, cellular component: Cul4-RING E3 ubiquitin ligase complex. The transcript is spliced from 10 exons. Gene Ontology annotation, biological process: proteasome-mediated ubiquitin-dependent protein catabolic process.
AAGAAAAAAUGAACGACGUAGAUGAAACUCGACCACACCAACCCCUCAACUCUUCUCUCCAAUCCAUCAAUAAUUUACAGUAAAGCUUCCAUCAAUCCAAUUCAUUGCUUUGCUUCACCAAAAAGCAACCAUAUAUAAUACGCAAUUAAUCCGUUUGUCAUCCCCACGUACACUGAAAGGUUGAAGAAAACUACCUGCAAUCCAAGGUUUGACAUGGUUGGUAUAUUGGCUCUGAGCUUAAACUGAGAUGUUUGUAACAUCAAUUGAUGAUUUUGAUGAGAUGGGGUAUUCACUCAGUAGAUUGACUGUAGAAUCUGACUAUUUUGAUGAUGGGAGUACCAACAAUGGAUCAGUUGAGAGCAUUGAUGGACCCAACAAACCGUUUGAUAGUUUAGACCAUGAAGUAGCUCAGCUCACAAAGCUGAGAUCAGCACCCAAUGAGAGGCUUAGGCAAGUCGGACCGGGGAGGCGGGGCCGGCCUGUUUCGACGGUGAAGAUGCUGGAAGGGAGAGAAGGUAAUUAUUCAGGAAGGGGAAGGUUCUCUUCUGCAGAUUGUUGUCAUGUUUUAGGUAGAUACUUGCCGCUGAAUGGUCCUUGGCUCGUUGACCAGAUGCCUAGCCGAGCAUAUGUCUCGCAGUUUUCAGCAGAUGGAUCUCUUUUUGUUGCUGGGUUUCAGGGUAGCCACAUUAGAAUAUACAAUGUGGAUAAAGGGUGGAAAGUCCAGAAGGACAUUCCUGCCAAAAGUAUGCGAUGGACAGUGACUGAUACAUCUCUUUCCCCAGAUCAACGCCAUCUUGUCUAUGCGAGCAUGUCACCUAUUGUUCAUAUAGUUAAUGUGGGAUCUGCUGAAACAGAAUCUCGUGCUAAUAGAAUGGAAAUCCAUGAGGGUUUGGAUUUUUCUUCUGCUGAUGAUGGAGUAUACUCCUUUGGUAUUUUCUCCAUAAAAUUUUCAACAGAUGGACGUGAAGUUGUUGCUGGAAGUAGUGAUGAGUCCAUAUAUGUUUAUGAUCUUGAAACUAAUAAGCUCUCCCUUCGAAUUUUGGCUCACACGUCUGAUGUUAACACUGUUUGUUUUGCCGAUGAAAGUGGCCAUCUUAUUUAUUCUGGGAGUGAUGAUACUCUCUGUAAGGUGUGGGAUAGACGUUGCUUUAAAGCUAGUGGGAAGCCAGCAGGAGUUUUGACAGGGCACCUAGAAGGUAUUACAUUCAUCGACAGCAAAGGAGAUGGUCGUUACUUCAUUUCAAAUAGCAAAGAUCAGAGCAUAAAACUUUGGGAUAUCAGGAAAAUGUCCUCUAGUGCUACUGCUGCCCGCAAUCCAGGGCCUAGGCAUCAUGAAUGGGAUUACAGAUGGAUGGACUACCCACCUCAGGCAAAAGAUAUGAAACAUCCAUCUGAUAUAUCAGUGUCUACUUAUAAAGGUCAUUCGGUCCUGCGUACACUUAUUCGCUCCUACUUCUCCCCGGCGUAUAGCACUGGUCAGAAGUACAUCUACACUGGAUCUCACAAUUCAUGCGUUUAUAUAUAUGAUUUGGUCAGUGGAGCCCAAGUUGGAAAAUUGGAGCAUCAUAGAUCAGCUGUAAGAGAUUGUAGUUGGCACCCAUAUUACCCUAUGCUCAUCAGCUCUUCCUGGGAUGGAGAGGUUGUAAGAUGGGAAUUCACAGGAAAUGGAGAAUCACCACCACCUUUCACCAGAGAGAGAACCCGGAGGAGACAAUAUUCACCAUUCUAUUGAAAACACCAGUUAUGUUAUUAUAGUCCGUCGACGCAUAUUUCAUUUAGGUAAACAAGCAUGAAGCCAGAGACUUAGCAUUGUACACCUGCACGCUAGCUAUUGUUGUUUUUCUAAGCUCAUGAUUGAGAAGUUAAGGGGAUUAUGCACAAAUUCAGUUGUACAUAAGUAACAAAUUAUGGUUUUGCGUUUCAGAAAGAAAGAAAAAGAGGUUUAUGCUUAA